AUGUUUAAGAAGAGUCAACUAUAUCUUAUAGCUUGCUAUUUUACACUAAGUUUGAUAAUUGCGAUCAUAUCGAAAACUAUCAUUACUGCGACUACCACAAACAAACAAAUGACGAUGACUUCGAGAUCCAUUCUCAAAGUUCUCUACGCAAACGAACAAGCUGAAGGUGUUGGAGCUAAAGUUCGUCGGUCCAUUGGAACUGGCGGUAUGAGAAACUUCACACCAUUCUUAAUGUUGGAUCAUUUCAACGUUGCUAAAGGUGCAGGGUUUCCGGAUCAUCCUCACAGAGGUCAGGAGACGGUUACUUUGCUCAUGAAAGGGAGUAUGCUUCAUGAGGAUUUCACAGGUGCAUCGGGUAUUUUGAGGCCUGGUGAUCUUCAAUUCAUGACUGCUGGAAAAGGUGUGUGUCACAGUGAGAUGCCAUACUCUCCGGAUGGUUCUGACGUUGUGGGAAUGCAACUAUGGAUUGACCUUCCAAAAGAGUUGAAGAAUACCAAGCCCAGAUACAGAGACUUGAGAAGGGAGGAGAUCCCAGUUGUUCAACCAAACGAGAAUGUGACUGUUUCCGUGAUUAGUGGUAAUUCGUACGGCACUGAAUCUGUCAAAGAGCUUGCAUACACUCCUAUUGAAUACUAUGACUUCAAGGUGAAGGAGGGUGGAGAAUUUGAACAGAAAAUUCCCAAGGAUUUCAAUGCAUUCCUCUAUCUUUUAGAAGGUGAGUUGACAAUCAGCGGAGAAAAAAUCCCACAGUUCAACUCUGUCUUCUUUAAAAGAGACGGCGAUGCCAUCAGAGGCAGUGUUCCAAAAGGAUCCAAAGCGGCCAACUUCGUGGUGAUUGCCGGCAAAGUGCUUGACCAGCCCAUCGUCCAGUACGGACCAUUUGUCGAAACAUCUAAGGAGGAGAUUUAUGAGGCCUUCAACGACUAUCAGCAUGCCACUAACGGAUUUGAGAGAGCCAAAGGUUGGGCUAGUAAGAUCGGAUCAGGCGUGACUCCAGAGAUUUACGAGGCAAUUAAAAAUAAAGAUCAUUUGCCCAAGAACUAG
Molecule: messenger RNA, 1044 nt
Organism: Brettanomyces nanus
Lineage: Eukaryota; Fungi; Ascomycota; Pichiomycetes; Pichiales; Pichiaceae
Exons: 1
Coding region: 1-1044 (347 amino acids)
Source: RefSeq, a predicted model, not a curated record